AUGCUCGGGAUAUUUCCAAGCAUUCUGCUGAGCUGGCUGAGGAGACUGGGAACUGUGCAUGGCGCUCGCGAUCAUAAGGUAGGAUCGAAAGCCGCACGACACGCGGCGGACGCUUUGCCUUCCCACGGCGCGACAGAGGGUUACGAGGCGCCUGAAUCCGAGAAAGGUGCGGCGGCGAGUGCGGUGAAAUGGCGGCCGUGGAUCGUCCGCUGCGCGGCGGCGGGGCUUGCUCUCCUUCUCGUGCUGUGCUUGAUCGUCAUCAACGAGGCUUGGCUGGACAGCCUGCAGCUUUGGAAUUUCUUCCCACUGGAGGGGCUGCCAGCAGUGGCGUGGGAGGAGGCCCCCCCACGGCCGGGGUGCAUUGUGACUCUCGACUCGCGCUACAGCCCUGAGGGCGUGGCGGCCGUGGAAGCGGCUGUAGCGCGGCUGCUGAGGGAGCUGGGGGUGGAGGCGGAGGAGGUGGGCGGAGGGGGGGGAGGGAGAGAAGAGGGAGGGGGAGAAAGGAUUGGUGGAGAGGGAAUAAGGGGAGAGGGAUUAGGCGGAGAAAGAGUAGGGGGAGAGGAAGUAGAAAGAGAGGGUAUUGGGGCUGGGGUGGGCGAUGGGGGACAGGAAGGGCGGCGUGGGGGGAUCGGGGGACGGGAUGAGGGGGAGGUGGAUGGGGGAGAGGUGGGGAGGGGGGUGAGGGAUGGAAAGGGGAGACUUUUGAAGGAAGGAGGGGGAGAGGGGGAGGGAAGGUGGCAUGGAGGGUGGAGGGGGAGGCGGCUGCAGGGAGGAGACGAGGAGCGCAAGGGGGAGGGGGAGGGGGAGGGGGAGGGGGAGGGGGGGCUGAACGGGGAUUCAAAGGCGGAGUUGGGGAAUGGGGAGGGCGAGGGUGAGGGGAAGGCUGAGGGGACGGAUGAGGGGAAAGGGGAGGGGAAGGAUGAGGGGAAGGAAGAGGUGAAGGAUGAGAACUCGAAGGUGAAGGAAGACGGGGGAGGGAGGGGCAGGGAGGCGAUGCCGGAGGCGUGGCGGCGGUUCUACUCGGGGCUGCCCAAGGUGGUGGAUGCGGAGGGGCACGAGAACAUGUGGAAAUUCCCCAUCUGGGUCGCCCUGGCCGUCAACAUGUGCGUGUGUGCUGCAGCGUCAUGUGCCUGUGUGCAAUGGUGUCGACAUGUGUCUAUGUGA
Closterium sp. Naga37s-1 is the source of this 1164-nucleotide messenger RNA. The record is from the annotation of a GenBank genome assembly. Lineage: Eukaryota; Viridiplantae; Streptophyta; Zygnematophyceae; Desmidiales; Closteriaceae.